Zalophus californianus (California sea lion) is the source of this 5650-nucleotide messenger RNA. It is a transcript of the gene SPIRE2, whose product is annotated as spire type actin nucleation factor 2. Gene Ontology annotation, cellular component: cytoplasmic vesicle membrane; cell cortex. The coding region runs from base 134 to 2326 and encodes 730 amino acids. Lineage: Eukaryota; Metazoa; Chordata; Mammalia; Carnivora; Otariidae. The transcript is spliced from 15 exons. Gene Ontology annotation, biological process: intracellular transport; actin filament network formation; actin nucleation. The record is from RefSeq and is a predicted model, not a curated record. Gene Ontology annotation, molecular function: actin binding.
GGCCGCCCGAGGAUGACAAAGCAGCGGCCGGCGGCGCGGGACCCGCCCCCCGCGCUCGGCGGGUGCGUCGGCCGCCCCGGCGCGGCUGUUAUGGAAACCGGCCGGGCGCGCAGGAGGCGAUAAUGGGGCGGCCAUGGCCCGGGCCGGCAGCUCCAGCAGCGACGCGGCCGCGGGGGAGCGGGCCGGGGGCGCGGGGCGGCCCGAGCCGUGGGAGCUGUCCCUGGAGGAGGUGCUGAAGGCGUACGAGCAGCCCAUCAACGAGGAGCAGGCGUGGGCCGUGUGCUUCCAGGGCUGCCGCGGGCUGCGGGGCGCGCCGGGCGGCGGGCGGCGCAUCCGGGACACGGCGGACAUCCUCCUGCGCCGGGACGGCUCGGUCAGCGCGCGGCGGGAGCCGGGCGCCGCGGAGUCCACAACGAUGGUGUUGUCACCAACCAGCUCAGAAGCCCAGAUGGUGCAGUCACUGGGCUUUGCCAUUUACCGCGCGCUGGACUGGGGUCUGGACGACAGCGAGGAGCGAGAGCUCAGCCCGCAGCUGGAGCGGCUCAUCGACCUCAUGGCCAACAAUGACUGUGAGGACAGUGGCUGUGGGGCUGCUGACGAGGGCUAUGGGGGCCCGGAGGAGGAAGAGGAGGCCGAGGGCAGCCCCCGCGCCGUGCGCACCUUUGCCCAGGCCAUGCGGCUGUGCGCGGCCCGCCUGACCGACCCCCGGGGCGCGCAGGCCCACUACCAGGCCGUGUGCCGGGCGCUCUUUGUGGAGACACUGGAGCUGCGGGCCUUCCUCGUCAGGGUCCACGAGGCCAAGGAGAUGCUGCAGAAGCUUCGGGAGGAUGAGCUGCAGGCAGAGAAGCCCCUGGCAGAGCUUGACAACCUGGGACACACGGACUGGGCCCGACUCUGGGUGCAGCUCAUGAGGGAGCUCCGCCAUGGAGUGAAGCUCAAGAAGGUGCAGGAGCAGGAAUUCAACCCCUUGCCCACUGAGUUCCAGCUCACCCCCUUUGAGAUGCUGAUGCAGGACAUCCGCGCCAGGAACUACAAACUACGCAAGGUCAUGGUCGAUGGAGACAUCCCUCCCCGGGUGAAGAAGGAUGCCCAUGAACUCAUCCUGGACUUCAUCCGGUCCCGGCCUCCACUGAAACAGCUGCCAUACUCCCCCCAGGUCUCGGAGAGAAGGCUUCGCCCCUUACCGCAAAAGCAGAGAACCCUGCACGAGAAGAUCCUGGAGGAGAUCAAGCAGGAGCGGAGGCUGCGCCCAGUGGGGGGCAAGCACUGGGGUGGCCGGGGGUUUGGCUCUCUGCCCUGCAUUCUCAAUGCCUGUUCAGGGGACACCAAAUCCACUUCUUGCAUCAACCUGUUGGAUGCCGGGAACAACACGCAGCGCCCACGGCCCCGGGUCCUGCUCAAGGCACCCACGUUGGCUGAGAUGGAGGAGAUGAACACAUCUGAGGAGGAAGAGUCUCCAUGUGGGGAGGUGACACUGAAGCGGGACCGCUCUUUCUCAGAGCAUGACCUGAUCAAGCUCCGGAGUGAAGUGGCCUCUAGCCUGCAGCCAGCCACUCAGCCCCAAGGAGGGUUGGAAUCAUCCCGGCCCCGUGCAGGCAGCGUGCACACUUGGAGGCCAAGCGCCCAGGAGCAAGGUCCCUUCCCAGUGAGUGUCCAGGCCCAGCCUGACCCCAGCUCCCCACCACACAGUGACCUGGGCUCAGCAGAGGACCAGCCAAAGGCUUCUGCGGCCCGAGACACCCAUCACCUGUGGCUGGAGUUCAGCCACCCUGUGGAGAGCCUCGCUCUGACUGUGGAGGAGGUGAUGGACGUGCGCCGUGUGCUGGUGAAGGCCGAGAUGGAGAAGUUCCUGCAGAACAAGGAGCUCGUCAGCAGUCUAAGGAAGGGGAAGAUUUGUUGCUGCUGCCGAACCAAGUUCCCGCUGUUCUCCUGGCCACCCACCUGUCUCUUUUGCAAGAGGGCUGUCUGCACAUCCUGCAGCAUAAAGAUGAAGAUGCCUUCUAAGAAGUUUGCGCACAUUCCCGUCUACACGCUGGGCUUUGAGAGUCCUCGGAGGGUGUCAACUACCAGAACUACACCGACCCAGAGAAGAGAUCCCUUCCAAUCCCUGCAGGGGCCCCAGUGGCAGAGUGUGGAGCAGGCAUUCCCACACAUCUACACCCACGGCUGUGUCCUCAAGGAUGUGUGCAGCGACUGCACCAGCUUCGUGGCAGAUGUGGUACGCUCUAGCCGCAAGAGUGUGGAUGCCCUCAACACCACGCCUCGCCGUACCCGCCAAACCCAGUCCCUCUACAUCCCUAACACCUGGACUCUCAACUUCAAGUGAUGGCUCUCAGCCUUCCUGGGCCACCUAGCCAGAGGCUUUUUCAAGGUGGCCAGGUCUCUGGAGAGGAGCCAGGCUAGUCCUGCCCCCUGGCUAAGAAACUCCCCAUCCUGGGCCACAGCUGCUGGCCUGCCCUUCUGAGUGUGCAUGUACAUAUAUACAUAUAUAGAUACGUUUAUAUAAUAUAUACACACAGUCUAUAUAUUUAUAUACAUGUUUUCUGGCCCCAGAGUUUAUUUGGGGUCAGGCUUACUCCAGGACCCUCCCCGGGGGAGGCUGUUUGCUUUUGGGAGUCCUUGGCUGGGGGUAGGGGAUUGCACUGGAGUAGGUUUUCUCACUCAGGAAGAAGGGCAGGUUGGAGACACAACAGUGGAUUCCAGAUGAUAGGGCUUUGGGAAGACCCCCACCCAUGUUGGUUCUCUUCUCCAUCCCCAAGAAUCAGAACACAGCAGCUUCCCCUCCCUGGGUAGAUGUCCAGGCUGGGACAGGAUGCUUUGGUCCCCAGGUAGACAGGAGCACUCUGAGCAGAACCUGGUCUGCAGAGGCAGCCAGGAAGACCAGGAGUGGACAGAUACUUUCCUAGCGGCAUCAUGCCCUUCCAAUUGCAAGGUUCAAGGCCAAGCUCCCUCCUUGCCCCCUGCCCAGCUUCCAUGCCCCAGCCAUCCUCACAGACUCAGAGGUCCAGAGAUGGUGCUGGUUCCAGGGCCCUGGUGAUGCUGGUGAUCCUGGUGCAGGGAGGAACUCUGUAAAUUUGUACACACAGCUGCUCUUGGCCUAAUAAAGGUGGUCUCACAGUCUUUUGUCUGGGGUGUGGGCUGAGGACUAUUGAGCCACAGUGAUGGGCACAUUCUCUGAGGGCAGAAGCUGGGCUUUUAGGGGCUACCUGCCCUCUGGUGCACAUUCAGGAUGCCCAUCAUGGGAUGAAGGUGCUCAGGCCCACUCCUGUCCAUGAUGCCCAACUUCAUGAUCUGGCCAUCUUGGUCCCAUGGCCGGCAGGGUUGCAUGUGGCUCAGCCUGAUGCCUAUAAACUGCCGGCCUCAUCCCCAGAUCCCUACUCCCGUUCUCUGGGCAGAUGAUUCCCUUAGGGCUUGCAGGGUGGGGGGGGCAGCUCCACCUGCUCUUCAGGAGAAUGGCUAGAGAAGCACCUACGUGCUCCGCCUGCCACAUGCAUCUGGGAGGUGGGUGUCAACCCACCUUACCGGUAAGGAAACUGAGGCUCAAGAGGGGAAGGAAUUUGGCCAAAGACAGCUCACCUGGGACCUCAACCCAGGCCUAUUGGAUGCCAGGCUCUAAUUGUCUGUCACAUGGACGGGGGCCCAGAGGAGGCCCCAAGGGUCAGGACUUGUAACACAGGGGCCUGCAGGAGAGGGUACUUCAUCAGUUGGCGUCCAUGACAUUCAAUUACACUAAAUUACAACAGCCAAUAAAAACAUCAGCUUCCAACACUUAUGGGCACUUCAUGGGCAGGGAGUAUUAUUAUUCCCAUUUAAAAAUGAGAAAGCAAAGGGGUUCCUUAAGCUCAGUCGCUUAAGUGUCCAACCCUUGAUGUCGGCUCAGGUCAUGAUCGCAGGGUCAUGAGACCGAGCCCCUUGUUGGUCUCCCCCCUUGGACAUGGAGCCUUCUGCCCCACUCUCCCUCUCUUAAAAAAAAAGAAAAAGAAAAAAAUGAGAAGCAGAUACAGAGAGGGUAAAGAUUUGCUCCUAGUCACACAGCCAGCAAUGGGAAAGCUAGUAUUUGUGCAGCAACCUCCAUGGGCAGCUGCUCCUGGGAAGUGAGCGCUGUUGUCAUUGUUUUAAUUACACAGGUGAGGAAGUGGGCCAGGGAAUAGGUUGAGGCCCACGUUCCCAAUAGUGGGAAACCAGGGUUCUACUCCACACAGGAAUACUUGGAUAUAAAAAUAAAAACCCAUGUUGGGACAGCUAGGCUGACCUGCAAGGGGCCCACAUAAAUCUUGAAGGUGAAGUGGGAAGGGUGUUUCCACAUUCUUGUGGAACUCGCCUCCUGCUGGCCCCAGGUACUGAAAGCCGUGCAGUCACCCCAUUGAACCAAGCCCUAUCUCUACCUCACCUAAUUUAGAUUGUGACCAACGGAGCUUUCUCUAGAGCUGUUUACAACCAAACUCCUUACUGAGGGCCAUGCCUUCGGUGGUACAGGGAGAUAUUUCAUGAUUUCCACUCAGGUUGGGCCUGAUGUUACAUCUCUCAGUGGCACAUGGCUGCUCUCUUGUGGAAGCACAAAGGAGGGAGCAUUUCCAGGCUGAGACUCCCCAAGUUUUCAUCCACAGGGGAGGCAAGACACCUGCAUAAAUCGGUCACACUGCUUCAGGGGUGACACAAUCUAUUUAGCCUGGCCAUGGACAGUAGCAUGGACAAGGGAGUGUUGUCCUGGAGGUUCCCCCGGGGCUGAGCGUAGCCCUUUAAUAACAGGAUUACGGAGAGUAAAGAGGGUAAAUUCUAGGGGACUCCAGGGGAGUGGCUGGAGCAGGUGGUGCAUGUCGGGGACUAGAGACAGCCAAUGUGAAGUCCUGCAAGAUCCUGAGGACCAGUACAGGCUGACCAGCCACGCACACCUGUGUGCACACACCCUCUCCCUCUGUGUGUCUCCGGAGACUCAAUUCCCAAUCUGAGAGAGGAACAUUCAGACUUAGGGAGGAAAGCAGGAUGGGGUGGAGCUCAAGGGUCAAGGGAGAGGGAUCCCAGAGGCCAUGACCCACCCGGUCCCUGUCUCCCUUUCUUGGUCCUUGCCAGUGGCCUUCCUCAUUUGAACCUCGGAACCACAGACCUGCAUGCAAAUCCAGGUUCCACCUGGGCCAGUUACUCUCUGAAUCCCAGUUUACUUGUAAACGGUGGGGAUACCUAUUCCCAGGAUGUAAGAAUUUGGUAGAGUGCCAUCGCCACACUCAAGGCUGCCGUCUCCUCUUUUCUAACACACUCACACCAUUUCCUCUUGCUCCUGCAUUUAGAGCUCUGCAGUGCAGAGGUUCUCAAUCUUGCCUGCACAUUUCAGUCCCCUGAAGAGCUCUUAAUAUCAAUGCCCGACCCCACCUCGGAAUUGCUAGGGAUGGGUCCUUGAUCUUUAUUGCAAAAAUCUCCCCAGGAGGUUAAAACACAGUAAGGGAUUCCCGUACCUAGACGAACAGGAGAAUCGCCGGGGACGCAUUAACGACAACAAAAGGCAAACGCCCAGGACAGCCCCUAAAACUCAGUUUCAGUCUAUCCCGGGGAGGAAGACGUCCAGAAAUCUGCAGCUUUGGGAAGCUCCUCGAUUUGGAUGUUACUUUUAAUGAGGGAGAUGUCCCGCCUGCAACCGCGGAGGCAGACCGAGAGC